This is a messenger RNA of Vicia faba (fava bean), 483 nucleotides long. Lineage: Eukaryota; Viridiplantae; Streptophyta; Magnoliopsida; Fabales; Fabaceae. The record is from the annotation of a GenBank genome assembly.
AUGCAGGAUGAUGGAAAUCUUGUUAUGUAUCCCGAAUACACCGCAGAAACGACAUGGGGUACUUAUUGGAGCUCUGAUACUGCUGCUGGAUACAAAGUCCAAUAUCAUCUUUACCUCAACAAAACCGGUUUACUACAGAUCUGGAAUAAAAGGAAUGAUCUUAACCCUAUUCAGACCUUGAAUUUUUAUUAUUAUGAAGAGGACCAGCUGAACUCUGGAGACAAGACUAUUUAUCGUGCAACCCUUGGUUUUGAUGGGGUUUUCCGGCUGUAUGCUUAUAAUGUUAUGAAUAGAAACAACAGUAUUAUGGAUAGUUGGCCGAAAGACAGUACAUGUGACAUAAUGGGUUUUUGUGGCCACAACAGUUUCUGCACAUUCAAUGACGACAAGCCAGAUAACAAGACAGUGUGCAAAUGUAUCCCGGGUCAUAAAUUUAUAGACACAAAUGAUGUUACUCUUGGAUGUGAAAGGAACUAUAUAUAA